This is a messenger RNA of Terrapene triunguis (Three-toed box turtle), 601 nucleotides long. Its product is annotated as attractin-like. NCBI's taxonomy places the organism in Eukaryota, Metazoa, Chordata, Testudines, Emydidae. The record is from RefSeq and is a predicted model, not a curated record. The annotation marks the transcript as partial. The transcript is spliced from 3 exons.
CACUGUGUAUAUAUUUGGAGGGUUCAACAGUCUCCUCCUGAGCGAUAUCCUGAGGUAUACACCAGAAAGCUGUGAAGCUUAUGACAAUGAGACAUCUUGCUUGAGAGCAGGUCCUGGAAUCAGGUGUGUGUGGAACACCACUUUUUCUCUGUGUGUCCCAUGGGAAAGAGCAACAGUAGAGCAACAACAAAAAGUUUUCGAAGAAUGUCCUUCUAAACCAGAUCAUGAAAAAUGUAAUCAGAUUACAGACUGCUAUAGCUGUACAGCAAAUACAAAUAACUGUCAAUGGUGCACUGACCAGUGUAUCCUAAAGCAUAACAACUGCACAGAAGAUCAGGUACCCAUUACUGAAUAUGAUAAAUGCCCCAAGGAUAACCCUGCAUAUUAUUGUAACAAAAAGACAAGUUGUAAAAGCUGUGCCAUGGAUCAGAACUGUCAGUGGGAGCCCAGGAAUCAAGAGUGCAUAGCUUUACCUGGUACGUAUAUAUUGUAUUUAAAAACAAAUACUAAAUCCCUAAAUCCAAAAACAUUCUUUAUUUUUCCUCCUCAAAAUCUAUGGUAUGUUUUUAAGAUUACGGUGAGGUAAGGACUGUUCUUUGUA